This is a messenger RNA of Parasteatoda tepidariorum (common house spider), 5508 nucleotides long. RefSeq lists its product as uncharacterized. The record is from RefSeq and is a predicted model, not a curated record. Gene Ontology annotation, biological process: regulation of transcription by RNA polymerase II. Gene Ontology annotation, cellular component: nucleus. NCBI's taxonomy places the organism in Eukaryota, Metazoa, Arthropoda, Arachnida, Araneae, Theridiidae.
UCAAUAAAUUUGGACAUUUUCAUAAUUUCGUUCCUCCUCCCCUUCACUUCAUGUCGUCCAAGCCUCACCUCGAUCAAUCCAUCCCAUGGUGAAAGAGAAAAAAAAUCCACGGGAUAAACAACGGUUAUGAGAACUUUUGUCUUCGCGCGUCUAAUUUUAUAUUCUAGAACCCAGAUGCUUAUUUGUAUUGUAUUAUUUAUAUAGCAUUAAAGCAAUAAAAUACUUUGGUCUUUUAUUGCGACAUGCAAAAUACAUCACAAACAUUUCGAGGAGCUGGAGCCCCUGGUGUGAAUUUUUCUGAGCACUCGUAUGAUAAUCACGUUGGAGUUCAUUGCCAGCCAACUGGGUACCAGCCCUACCCAAAUCAACCCUAUCAUCCUUUGCCUUCCCCAAGACCACACCAUUAUGGAAACCAUCAAAUGCAACAAAAUAUGCCCUAUAGACAUCAUGGAGGAGCUUAUGCCCCUAACCAAAAUCAAUAUGGCUCAAAUAUGAGCCAGGAUAUGUACCGAAAUCACUCUGGCUACCCAGGUGGAAAUAACAGAAAUAUGGCAAAUAAACCUUGGACUGAUAAUAAUUCUACCAAUGAAAUGAUGUCACCUUAUGGGCAACAUUCCCAUUCUCAAAUGAUGAAUAAUCCUCCUCCUCAGAUGCCUGUUUCCACAAUGCGAUCACCACCUCAUGCUACUUCUAAUAUGAAUCCAGCUCCGCCCCAAGGUCAACAACAUUAUCGUCAAAUGCAGUCUCCUGCUCACUCUCCUCAUUCAUGGUCUCAGGCUCAAAUUCCUAGUCCAGGAGUUAUGCAUUCUUCAAGGACUACUCCUUCACCCUUACCUACCCAUGUUCGCUCCCCUGGACAUAAUCAACCUUUUUCACCACCAACUGCCCAUGCCAUGAAUAUGCAGCCUCAUCCACAACCACCUGAAAAUGGGCAAAUACCUCAACCUAUUAACUCAGUUGGAAGUAGUGAUACCCCAAAUCCUUCCAAUCCUUUACAUUCUUUACAAAAAAUGGUCAUGCUAGAUCAAGAAUCUAAGACUCUGAUACCUAUGAUGGGGGAUGGUAGUGAGCAGUAUGCAAAUCAUUGCGGUCCUCAUAACUAUGUGCCAGAGGACAAUUUAAAUCCUGAAUCAAAAGAUUCUAUGUUUUCCACUUAUUAUAAUAUGGAUGAAAAUCGUUUUGAGUCAAAACCUGGUGGUUCAAAUAAUAAUCCUUAUUCUACAGUACAGCAAGCACCAAAUUGCAAUUUUCCAUUACCAACUCAUCAUGCCAAUUCAGAAGAAGUACAAAAUAAUCAAAUUUUACCAAAUAAUUCAGCCAAUCUUCCAGAUUGCUUACAACCAGAUCAAAGUUUAUUAGCACCUCAAGAUAAAAAUUUUCUCCCUGCCAUUGCUCAUUCCCAAGCUAAUCAGAAUGUGGUUCAGAGUGAUAGCAUUGUUCCUCUAUCAGAAUGUCCACCUCAUGCUGAGUCAGCACCAGUGUUUACAGAUCAAACAAAAGCAGCUGUUUCAACUAACUCUGAACAGGCAUUAGAGUCAAAGCCAGAUAUAGCUUCAAUAGCAGAUUCUAAAGAAAUCAAACCACCUGAUACUCCUAGCCCUAGUGUUGAAAAGCUUGAAUCUUCAGGAUCAAAAGAAAAUUUAUGUAAAAAUGAAAAUGAGAUUGCUAGUACACAAAAUGAAUCAGCUGAAGUUUCUGAUAUUGCUAAUUCUGAUGAUAUGCAGUUGGACUUAAAGCAUAAUGAAUCACCUAGUGAAAAAGCUAACAGUGAUUCUUCUAUUAAUGAACUCGGUGAUUCUGCUCAAAAUAAUAAAAAUCUUGAUAGUAACCCUUCAAAUGUUCAUAUCUCAAAAGAUGAGAAAAUCUCCAUUGUUGAAUCUGCUAAAGAAGUUCUUACAUUAAAUGAAUCAAAUCAAAAUAAUGAUUCAAUUAAUAAUUCUAAUGUUACAAUAAAAAAUGAAACUUUAGAUGAUAGCAAUGACCCUGAGCAAUCACUUACAAUGCAAAAAAGCAUUGAAACCUCAAUUAAAGAGGAAGUUUCUAAAGAUGAAAAUCUUAAGAAACUACCUCCUGAAGAAAAACAGAGUCCAAAAGCAGCUGGUAAUUCAAAUGAUUCUGUUACAUUGCAAGAUGAUGUUGAAAAGUUUGGUAACUCUUUUGCUGAAAUUACACAAAACCCAGUCAAAGUAGUAAUACACCGAAUUAGAAAAGAUGAUACGAAUGAUUCAUGGCAUGUUCCUUCUAACAAUAAGAAUGAAAAUUCUGUUAGUGUAGUUGAAACGGCUAAAGAGAAAAAAUCUAAAUCUAAAAACCCAAAAAGUCCCCAGAUUGUUGUCCUAUCUCCUGCCACAUCAGAAGCAAAAACUGGUGACACAGUUGAUGACAUUUCAGUUGUUACAGUGAAAGAAGAAGGUGAGAAUGAUGUUAAAAUGGAGGUAGUUUUAAAAAGGACUCCAAGUACAGAUUCUGACUGUGUAAUUAUUAAAAGUGAGAAUAAUUCCCCUAACUGUAGUACUUCCCGUAAUCCUGACAAAAAGCGUGGAAGACCAGCAGGUUCAAAAAAUAAAAUAAAAACUAGUGGAUCUGUUAAAAAAAAGAGAACCAAAAAAGGGAAAAAGAAAUUUGAAAGCUCAAAUAAAAAACCUGGAGAGGUUCUUCCAAAAGUUAAGAAGGGAAAAGUGUUUAAUGGUCCUUAUGUUCACAUAACAGGUAGCAAAGAUAAUCCUUCUUCUAUCUCUGUUGUAAAUGUUGCUCAAAAAGAAGAAGAAAAAAUCAGUAAAAUCUCCACCAAACGAAAUUUUGCUUGCACAGCCAAUAGAAUCAAGAAAAAACCUGUUGGACAUUUAAGUACAUUGUCUCCUACCUAUGAUGCCUUCAAUAGAGACAAAACAUGGUUGUGUAUAUUUUGUCAUAAAGGCAGCCAUCAUGGUGGACUUGGAGAUUUAUAUGGACCUUAUUACAUUAAAGAUAAAAACUACGGUAGUACAAAAUCUUCAUCCACUCCAACCUCUUCAGGGGCUAGUUCUGGUCGUUCAAAAAAGCGCAAGUCUGAUCAUGAUGAUAGAGCUUCCAAAAAGAGUCGGCAGGCUGCUGGUCAUUCUGCUGCAGAAACAACCCCAGUCAGUAGGAAUUUGGAAAAGGACACUUCAGAUCCAGAUGCACAUUUGAAAGAAACCUGGAUUCACGAAGAUUGUGCUAUUUGGUGUCAGAGCAUUUCCUUAUUUGGGGAAGAAAUCCAAGGUUUAGAAGAAGCUGUAACUGAAGCAUAUGAAAAUACAUGCUGUAAAUGUUCUCUAAAUGGAGCAACUCUGGGUUGCUGGGGGAAAGGAUGUAAAGAACUAUUUCACUAUAGUUGUGCCAAAGAAAUGGGUUGUCAGAUGGAUAUUGAAAACUUCUCAUUGCUAUGCCCUAAACACCAGAAGCGAUCUCCUGAUCAUCUUAAUAGGUGCCAAUAAAAAUGUAUGAGAAAUAGGGUUCAACUUGCCGUAGUUAUGUAGAUAGAAAAAGCACAUCAUUCCAUUGUAUGAAUUCAGUAUUACAUGUCAUCAGUGACUUGUAGAAUGAGUCAUACAUGUAAACUAGCAUUCAACAUCUCCAUUACAUGUGCAAAUCAUGUUAUGCUUUUUAUGACUGUACACUACUAAAUCUACAGAUUUGCUACUAACGUUGUGUAGCAAAAUGACCAUGUUUGUGUAUUUUGUGUCUCGUGUAGGUCUUGGCUUAGAUAAAGCAUGGAUUGAAUUUUUGUUUUAACAGUGUUAUAUGAUUUUGAAGAAAUUAUUUUGGAGAAAAUUCAAUGAGAACUCUUUCCAUAUAAACACUAGAUGUGUAAACAAAAAUUGCAAUUCUUGUAAUUUUUAUGUGAAAGACUAUAAAAUUUGAAACUUUUUAAUUAAAAGUAAAUGAAUUGUGCUAUUUAUUGAACAUUCUCAAAACUCAUUUCAUUUAUGUAUUUCUGAAAAGUGCAUCUGUAUUCAUCAACAUUGACUUCACAUGCUGUAUAUGAAUGUAUAAAUACCAUUGUUUACAUUUCAUUUUGGGUAUCUUUUUAGGUUAUAUUACAUAUUAAUAUUUUCUACUUAUGUGAAGUGUUAAUUUUCUUGUGGGAAAAAAAACAACAACUUCAAAAUAUGUUUUGCAUGUACACCUUUAAAUUGGUUUUUUAGAUUCAUGUAUAAGUGUUUUUUUUUUUUUUUUUAAAGAAAGAAAACAUUCUACAACAUUAAUGUACAUUUUGCUAAUAAUUUGAAGUGCAAUCAGUAAUGUAAAGGAACAACAAAAAUUUAAAGUUGGAAGUCUUUAUUUUAGUGGAAGCUUAUCAAUAAUUUUUCACAGAAAAUUUCUGGUUGAUAAAAUUUUAGUGGUAACUGGUUGAUAAAAUUUUAGUGGUAUAUUGUUUAGAUUUUGUGGUAACAAGUUAAAAAAAAGUGUUUCACUAAUUUAUAAAUCUUUUAUAGUUACUUUUAAAAAAAUUAAAAUUAUACUUAAUUGAAUUUAUUUUUAAAUCUUUAGCUGACUGGUGACUUUGAUAUUUUCAUUUUUACUGCUUCCAAUUGUUCAAGCUCUUUUUUCUUUAUACAACUAUGGUUCAGGCUAAUUCUCCUCUUCUCCAAUUAAAAACAUUGCUAUGAAAGAGCAUCCCCCCCAUCUAGUCCCCUAUCAAAUUCUAGAUAGUUGGGUGUUUUGGUGCAAAAAAAAGAAAAUCUGAGGGCACUUUCUACGUAAAGCACCAUUUGUAGGCAAAAAAUGGAGUGUGGUUUUAUUACCUGCACUGUCAUUUGGGAAGAUAAAGAAAAGUGCAACUUUCUACAUGCAGAUGUGCCACUGGAUUAAACUAUUGAGACAAAAUCUUUUGCAAUAUAUGUUUCUCUACUAAUUUUUUUUCUUAUUUUAAAAAAAAUAACAAUCGGAGCUUAUUCUGAACCAAGUUUUGAAUUUAAGAGGUUAACCAAUAUAAAUACUGUAGGGCUUUGUUAAUCUGAAUGAAUUUAAUUUGGACCAUUGCUUAAAGAUUACAAAAAAUCGAAUGUUCGAAGUUCUGAUUAUCCUUCAUGUAUGCAAAUUUUAUUCGCUACAAUCCUGACUGUGGCUUUCAACUGUGUUAUAUUGUGAUGCAUUGACAUUUCGAUGUGCAGUAACAGUGCAUUUGAUUACUUUUCUCCAAUGCUAUAUCAUUAUGCAACUGAUAGCAAAUUGUGUUAAUCAGUGAUCAAAGUCUAUUAUAUUGCAAAUUUAAUUAAGGUGAUAAACAAAGGUGUAAAGACACAUGUGAGCCAUACUUUUCGUGAUAUGCUUUACUGCAAUUUAUGUGGAUUAUGAAUCUCACAUUUAUAUUAGUGCAUUUUUGACAUUAAAUAGUGCUCAGAUCUGUGUUAUGUACGUUGUUACUCAAACAUCACUCUUUAUAAUUUUUUAAUUUAUUCUCUGAUCCACUAUAGCAGCGGCUCCCAAUUGUUUUAGGCUGCGAAACCAUUCAUGAUCAACCUUCUUUUGAUGGAACCCAGAGAC